GACUGAAUUGCCCUUUCCUUUCUUUCCCCUCUUCUCCAAAGAACAAUGACAGACCGAACUGUUACACAAUCUUCAUUUUGCAAUCUGGAAUAGAACUUUUCAAUGGGAAGCUUCUCUGUUUACCGUGAGGCAUGUCCGAGUAUAAAGAACAUUCUCCUUCUAGACUCAGAAGGGAAGCGCGUAGCGAUCAAGUACUACUCGGAUGAUUGGCCGACAAAUGCUGCAAAGUCUGCUUUCGAGAAGUCUGUGUUCACAAAAACACAGAAAAUCAAUGCGAGAACCGAAGCGGAAAUAGGAAUGUUUGAGAAUUCAAUCGUCGUCUAUAAGUUCAUACAAGACCUUCAUUUCUUUGUAACCGGAGGUGAAGAGGAAAACGAGCUGAUCUUGGCAACGGUUCUUCAAGGUUUUGUUGAUGCAGUUAGUCUCCUGCUCAGGAACAAUGUUGACAAAACAGAGGCUCUUGAGAAUUUGGAUCUCAUUCUUCUAUGUCUUGAUGAAAUUGUUGAUGGAGGAAUGAUUCUUGAAACAGAUGGUAGCAUCAUUGCAGGAAAAGUAGCAUCACAUAACAUGGAUGAGACCGCCCCAUUGGCCGAGCAGACCAUAUCGCAAGCUUUGGCGACAGCUCGCGAACACUUGACAAGAUCUCUUCUGAAAUGAAUCAUACCGGGGACUAUUUUUAUCGAUGAAAAAUUGAAUCGCGAUUUAAGUAUAAUCAUAUUAUUUCACACGAGCCAUUUGCUUCUUAUCGCGAUUUAAGUAUAAUCAUAUUAUUUCCCACGAGCCAUUUGCUUCUUCUCACUCAAUUCUGGACUAUGGCACUAGGAUUCUUUGGCCUGUUUUCUUGUUCUUAACAAAUAUUUUUUCUAAUUUGGUUAUUAUAUUUGUAAUGAGGAGAUGUUUCCUAGUUUGGACUCCUCUCAA
This is a messenger RNA of Impatiens glandulifera, 921 nucleotides long. Its product is annotated as coatomer subunit zeta-1-like. The coding region runs from base 103 to 657 and encodes 184 amino acids. Gene Ontology annotation, cellular component: COPI vesicle coat. The record is from RefSeq and is a predicted model, not a curated record. The transcript has 6 exons. Gene Ontology annotation, biological process: intracellular protein transport; intra-Golgi vesicle-mediated transport; retrograde vesicle-mediated transport, Golgi to endoplasmic reticulum. Lineage: Eukaryota; Viridiplantae; Streptophyta; Magnoliopsida; Ericales; Balsaminaceae.